GAGUGUGUUAUUGUGGCUGGUUGCACUUGUGUUGUAUUUGAGGUCGUGCAUGCCCUCGUAUGGGUCUGUGUGUCUCUGAGUCUACGUGAGUCUGUGUGUGUGUGUCCCCUUGAGUCUGGGUAUCUGUCGGAGUCUGUGUGACUUGCGAGAAUCUGUGUGCCUCCGUUGAGGUGUUUCUGUAACCUCUGUGUGUCUCUUCGUGGCAUGCUGGGUGUGUUUGCAUGCCUCUGUGUUGUGUGUCUGUGUCAGCCCCAGUGUCAUCCCACUUCUCAAGGCUGAGGACCUUAACAUCCCCCUCUGGGGGUUCAAUUUCUCAUCUGUAAAAUGGGGACACACAGGAUGCCCUGCAAGGUUGGAGGAGGAGUGGUCCUGCCCCACUGGCUGGAACUGUUUGCUGGGUGUGGCAGCUGGGGGGUUCCCAGGCGGCUCCAGCUCUUAUCCUUCCUCCCUGAGGAUGAGUUCCACCCUUUCAUUGAGGCGCUGCUGCCUCACGUCCGCGCCUUCGCCUACACCUGGUUCAAUCUGCAGGCGCGGAAGCGCAAGUACUUCAAGAAGCAUGAGAAACGGAUGUCGAAGGAUGAGGAGCGGGCGGUGAAGGACGAGCUGCUGGGCGAGAAGGCCGAAGUCAAGCAGAAGUGGGCAUCGCGGCUGCUGGCCAAGCUGCGCAAGGACAUCCGGCCGGAGUGCCGCGAGGACUUCGUGCUGGCCAUCACCGGCAAGAAGGCGCCGGGCUGUGUGCUCUCCAACCCCGACCAGAAGGGCAAGAUGCGCCGCAUCGACUGCCUGCGCCAGGCCGACAAGGUGUGGCGGCUGGACCUGGUCAUGGUCAUCCUCUUCAAGGGCAUCCCCCUGGAGAGUACCGACGGCGAGCGCCUGGUCAAGGCGGCGCAGUGCGGCCACCCGGUGCUCUGCGUGCAGCCGCACCACAUUGGCGUGGCGGUCAAGGAACUCGACCUCUACCUGGCCUACUUCGUGCGGGAGCGAGAUGCAGAGCAGAGUGGCAGUCCCCGGGCAGGGAUGGGCUCUGACCAGGAGGACAGCAAGCCCAUCACACUGGACACCACCGACUUCCAGGAGAGCUUCGUCACCUCCGGUGUGUUCAGUGUCACUGAGCUCAUCCAAGUGUCCCGGACACCUGUGGUGACUGGAACAGGACCCAACUUCUCCCUGGGGGAGCUUCAGGGACACCUGGCAUAUGACCUAAAUCCAGCCAGCACCGGCAUGAGAAGAACGCUACCCAGCACAUCCUCCAGCGGGAGCAAGCGGCACAAAUCCGGCUCGAUGGAGGAAGACGUGGACACGAGCCCCGGAGGCGAUUACUACACCUCGCCCAGUUCUCCCACGAGUAGCAGCCGCAACUGGACGGAGGACAUGGAAGGAGGCAUCUCAUCCCCAGUGAAGAAAACAGAGAUGGACAAGUCUCCUUUCAACAGCCCAUCUCCCCAGGACUCACCUCGCCUCUCCAGCUUCACCCAGCACCACCGGCCUGUCAUCGCCGUGCACAGUGGGAUCGCCCGAAGCCCUCACCCGUCCUCAGCCCUGCACUUCCCCACCACCUCCAUCCUGCCCCAGACGGCCUCUACCUACUUCCCGCACACGGCCAUCCGCUACCCGCCUCACCUCAACCCCCAGGACCCGCUCAAAGAUCUCGUCUCGCUGGCCUGUGACCCGGCCAGUCAGCAGCCUGGACCGUUAAAUGGAAGUGGCCAGCUCAAAAUGUCCAGUCACUGCCUUUCUGCUCAGAUGCUGGCACCCCCGCCCCCCGGGCUGCCGCGGCUGGCGCUCCCCCCUGCCACCAAACCCACCUCCGAGGGAGGAAGCUCGUCGCCAACCUCGCCCUCCUACUCUACGCCCGGCACGUCCCCUGCAAACCGUUCCUUUGUGGGAUUAGGACCAAGGGAUCCAGCGGGCAUUUAUCAGGCACAGUCCUGGUAUCUGGGAUAAGAAAGAUUUCCUCCCACGCCCUGCUCCUUCGUCCCAGGAAUCCCAGGGGGCCGCAGAGCCGGCCCCCGGCCCACAUUUUCGGUGGAAAGCUACAGCAAGCAAGAACACCCCGCCGCCGACUCCCAGCCCGGCCGAAAGACAAAAUCACACAGACACAUAAACACAGGAGGAAGAAAAAGAAAAAAAAAAAAACGGGAAAAAAAAAAAGACAAACGGGGGAAAAAAUUACAAUACAUAAAAAUAAACCCACCCAACCAAGAAGAUAAACAGUAAAGAUGACAACGCUUCGGACUCUCGGGACACCACGGCCGGACAGACCGGACGCUCGGGAUCGUCCUAAGUUAUUCAUCUCCUCUCGCUGCUGCUGCUGCUGGUCAGGGAGGCCCAGCCACCCCCGCCUCCUCCCAGGACCAGGUGAGCACAGCCUGGAGCCCACGCCAGGCCCACGGGGCAGGACACCCAGUGAGGCCACCUCUCCACCCACGUGCCCACCGCCACCUCCGGGACAGUGGUUUGCCAGGUUGGGGAGGCAGGCCCUGGGGGGCCAGCAAGGACCCCAGCAGCAGGCAGUGGAGGUGGCUGGGUGGGCAGGGGGCGACGGGGCCAGAAGAGGGUGGCAGGGAGACCCCGGCAAGGCCAGGGCACUAGGACAUAUGGCGGAUACUCGGCGAAGGAGCAUCCAGCAGGCGUGGACCUCUACCUGCUCUUUCGUGCGAAGCCCCUCCGCAUCCGCCGGGUUUGGGAGACGUCUCUAUGCAAAUGACCCCCAGCCCCACCCCAGGCAUAGGAGGCCACCCCAGCGCACCCCAGCCCCCACCACCGGCUACACACCCCCCCACCCACCCUGGGAGGGCCCCACGUUGCACACACUGUAAGAAAUGCACUUUCCAAGGAAGGGGCUGGGGGCAGUGGAGCGGAGGGGCCUGAGGGCUGCUCUGGUCUCUCUAUCCACCCAACCCUUGAACUGGGGAGGACCCCCCCACUUUAGCCCGUGGAGGUGGGAGGUGAGAGCGAGUGGUUUAAGUGCCUGAUUUCCACCGCCCGCCCCCCUCCCCUGUGUCCAGCUGGGACGUGAGUGGCCGUGGGCCUCCCCUCUCCCUCCUCUCCCGCAACCUGGCCCCUUCCAGUUGCUGACCCCUCAUUGCUAUGCCCCCAUCAGAGCUAGAGAGAUGGAACCCCCGCCCCCAGCGGGUCCAAGGGGCAGAGCUGGGCCUCCUCCCGGCAUCCUGCCCCGCUGGGGUAGGGGGGCUGGGGUCUUGAGAAGCCGGUGUGCCCCUCCGCCCCUACGCCUCCUCUGCCAGUGCCUUACAUCCUGGAGCGACAGCCCCUCCCUGGUGCCUCCCGGCCCAAAGGGGGACCACGGUUUGCACUUUCAUCCCCCACCCCCUGCCGAAGUGGGGCACAGCCAGGAGGCGUCGCCUCUGGGUGGCCAGAAGGAGAGGGGCCAGGCCGCCUGAGGUCCAGAACAGGGCUGGGGGCUCCAGCUGGGGGCGGGGAGGUCGGCGCCUUGGGGCUCCCUGCUGCCAUGUAGGGGGGCCUCCCAUCUGCUGAACAUUUUCCGUUGAGCCGCUCCAAAAACACUAAAGCUGGGGACACGGGGUGCCUUUGCCCCGGCUUCCCGGUCCAUCCAUGCUCCUCCCCGGGAUGGCCAUCUUGGGAAGGGGGGCCUGGGAAGGGGUGCUAGGUGUUCUGGGGUCACCAGGCCCAAACACAAAGACCCCUUCCGGCCCAUCAGUCUGAAUCCCAACUGGUCUCCGUGCCUGGCGCUGGGGAAUGCCGACCCCCAUCCCCGGCCUAGGCCAAAGCCAUGGCCCUGGGAGGGCCUCCGCUCACUGCUCCCAGCCUGACCCACCUCUCCCUCUCCUGGUAAACCCCCGGUGUGCCCCGGGCCUGGCCAGCCUCCUCCCACCUCCCCAGACACCGGACUUUCCUCCCAAACCAGCCCAAGGGGCUUGGCGAACCCACUCGAUCAUAAAGAGAAAGACAGCCCCUACACACAAGACCCUUCCCCACCAGCUGCACUCCCACUGUCCGGAGGGGUUCGAGAACCCUUGGUCCGUCCGUCUGUCCCCGGGGCCCCUGCAGCAGGUGGCCACUGGAGACAAAAGCGUGGGCCGCUCUGGGGGAGGGCAGGAGGGGUGGGUUGUGCAGUUGGGGUAUCCGGAAGCUUGUCAGCCGGGAACCUGAGGGUGCGGGUAGGCAGGGAAGGGGAAGGGGCACCCGGCAGCCCCCAGCUUCCUAACUUUGCAUGGUGCUUAGUCGAGGAUUUCUGUGACCUGGCUCCUGACUUCAGCUCGCGGCGGCUGAAACUGCAUGGCAAUUGAUACUGGCUCUAUCUCCCUCCCCACGCCACCCCCCACUCCAGCCCUCCACCACCACCCUCCUCCUCUUUAAAAGAAAACAAAAAAAGAUACAGAAAAAAAAAAAAACCCUUAAAAAAAUUCCAUGUUUCCUAAUUUGCACGAAAUUUUCUAUCACAUGAUGUGCCUUGCCUUCCGAGAAUAAGUAUUACCUUUAAACAAUAUCAGCGCACACAGAUAGCUGCAUGCACUGCUCGUGUAGUUUAAAAGAAAAAAAGACAAAACAAUGACAUGAAAUAAAAAGUAAAAAUUGAAAA
Odocoileus virginianus texanus is the source of this 4561-nucleotide messenger RNA. The record is from RefSeq and is a predicted model, not a curated record. Lineage: Eukaryota; Metazoa; Chordata; Mammalia; Artiodactyla; Cervidae.